AUGCCUAACCACUCGUCUCAAUACUCUCCAGCCGCCAGGCUCAAAAACUGCGAGACGGGUAGCAUAUUGCCUAUAGUAGUCGGGGUAUCAAUAGUGGCAUGGGUUGUGUUUUUGUUUCUGACAUACAUCCGGUACAUCGACUUGUUGAUCAGCAAAUGGCGAACCGUCUAUCUGAACUGGAGAGCUGGAGGCGUCUAUCCAAACAGUGACGAUCGAGUUGAAGGGCGGGUUGGAGAGCAGAGCCCUUUGGUGAAAAAGGUUCAGAAGAAGGUCAGGUUUUCCGAUGAGAAGACCGUUGUCCCAGGGGCCAGAGAUCCUAUUCCGUCAUAA
Molecule: messenger RNA, 330 nt
Organism: Fusarium poae
Lineage: Eukaryota; Fungi; Ascomycota; Sordariomycetes; Hypocreales; Nectriaceae
Exons: 2
Coding region: 1-330 (109 amino acids)
Source: RefSeq, a predicted model, not a curated record